UCUUACAAUAAGAUUGAAUUGACUGUCUGGGUGUUUGUCAAAACGGUGGUGUUGCUAGCGAGCAAACAUAAGGGAUGAACACAUUUGCCUGACAUUUCCGUAUAGGACGGUGAAGCAUACACGGAGUGAGCCAAAUGGUUCUUCUUUGGCAUUUCACAUAUCGCAGAGUGUGCCCUAGAAACCAUAGCCUUUCAAGUAUAAAACGCUCUUCCUCUACUGCUGUGGCCCCUGCGGGUUCACAGAGUACUAUUCAUCUGUAGCAUCUUGAUUACUACAGUUGCGUCGCCAUUCCCAUGUCUUUCCAAGAAAGACCCUCCUCGGAUUCCUACGUUCGGGAAACAUUCCAUUAUGCGCACAGGCAGGAGACGACGUCUCUGAACCCCCCAGGCGUUCCGCCUUUUUUCGGUGUCGGACCACCAUGGUCAUUCUCCACCUCGUCCCACAUGAAUGUAGUUACUGCAUCUGAAACCGGGAUGAUACCGCCUGAUCAUCCUUUUGUCGCGGGAAGCCCUCAGAAUUUUCAGGGCAAGAUGCUAUUGCAGCGCCCUACCCCCUUCGUUGAUUGUAGCGCAUCGAGGCACGUCGAUGAUAGGUUGCCGGUGGCUUCCCCUGGCACUACGAUGUCGAAAUUUGCGAUUUCUCAAACUAUUGACAGUGGUUGGUCUACCAAUACCUAUUCACCUCCACCUCCGAAACUCGGAACAUCCCCUUACAAUUCACCCGAAUUAAUUUCACCGACUUCCCACGCGGUUGCUAGCAGCUCUUCCGUGUGGUCUGUGCAUGGACCGGUCCAUAUCGGCACCAUCCAUUCAUUGGUGGGACCAGAAGUCUUGCAUGAAGACCACAGGACUGCAACGCUGCAAGGAGGUCCGCAGCCCCUGACACAAGUACCGCACCACAUCUCAUGGUAUCCUCAAGUAGAGGUUGUGGGUAGCUCCGUGACCGCUAUGCUUCAAUCUCCUCCCCUCCGAUCGAGAUCAAUGGUGUCGACCCUUCAACCUGGAAACGCACCUCGGAGGACAGUCCCCCGGCAUCACGACACAAAUCAAGUGGGUCUCCAGACGACUGGGACGGAGCCAGCUGGCCAUGACCUCGCUUCCCAUUCACCGCUUUGGAGACGCAGAGCCUCGUGGUCGAGUUACGCCGAUAGGCCCACAAAAGCUCUGCGGUGGAACGGAUUUAUCGUCGAUGAAGAAGAUGUCAGGGAGACCAGGAACAUUAAUGGCGGUCUCAUUGACUUUUAUCUCUGCCGCUGGACGCACGCAGGGCAGGAAUGCGGUAUGCAUGUUAUGGGUGAUCGUGCCCGAUUGGCAAGGCAUAUACAGAGAUGGCAUAGGAUACACGCGGGACACGGUCAGAGACAGGUUCCUUGCCGCUGGGGCGACUGUGGAAAGCUAAUGAAGAGAGAAAACAUUGUCCGACAUAUUAUCGCCACCCAUCUCAAGAUCAAAUGGCGCUGCUCGGUGUGUCGUGCCAAGCUGUCUCGCGAUGAUGCCUCUGCGAGACACUUCGAACGCGUUAAAUCGUGCAGGAAUGGCGUUGCGACAGUUGAAAGAGGCCCAGAAGCACAGGAGGUGAAUGUUGGCGAAGUGGUCGAGUUCUAAUCAAGCCUCAGAUUGAUUGCUUGGCGAGGUUUGGACAUUUCUUCUUCUUCUUCUUUGUAUUAUAGUUCUACAUAGGUUUGCGUGUUCCAUCUGUAAGAUUACUACUUAUAUCGAAACAUUUAUGCCUGCUGCUGUCC
Messenger RNA from Suillus paluster, 1741 nucleotides. RefSeq lists its product as uncharacterized. The record is from RefSeq and is a predicted model, not a curated record. The coding region runs from base 294 to 1604 and encodes 436 amino acids. Lineage: Eukaryota; Fungi; Basidiomycota; Agaricomycetes; Boletales; Suillaceae. The transcript is spliced from 4 exons.